AUGGGUGAACCAUCAUCAUCCCCUCCCAAUGUUCAAAUCCCCAUUGUUGGCAUGACUUUUGAUUCUGAAAAUGAACUUCGUGAGUAUUAUAAUGCUUACGCACAAUCAAAGGGUUUUGGCAUUUGUAAGUUAGGAGCAAGAAAUGGGCAAGAUGGAAAGCAAAAGUGGUUCUCCAUUGCAUGUGCUAAAAAUGGUGUAUUUACUUCAAAAGGGAAAAAUAUUUUACAACUUAGACCUUCCAUCAAGACGAAUUGUAAGGCUAAGAUUAACGUUGCUAUUAGGAAUGAGUGUGAAUUUGAGAUUACUAGUGUCUACCUUGAGCACAACCAUAUAUUGAGCCCGGGAAAGUCUAGACAUAUUAGAUCUCACAAAGUUCUAGAUUCAAUUGCGAAGAGAAGAUUGGAAGUAAACGACGUAGCUGGAAUACCUUUGUCAAAAACAUUUCAAUCUAUUGUGGUUGAAGCUGGAGGAUAUGAGAAUUUGAACUUUGAUGAGAGAAGUUGUAGAAAUUUUAUUUCGAAAGCUAGAAGGUUGAGGUUAGGAAAUGGUGAUGCCGAAGCUCUUUGUCAAUAUUUCAACCGAAUGCAAAGUAGAUGUUUAAAUUUUUAUUAUCUUUAUGAUCUAGACGAGGAAUCCCGGAUAAAGAAUGUAUUUUGGGCUGAUGGUAGAUGUAGGGCUGCUUAUGAGUAUUUUUCGGAUGUCAUAACUUUUGACACAACAUAUUUGACAAACCGCUAUGACAUGCCUUUUGCUCCCUUUGUCGGGGUUAAUCAUCAUGGACAAUCUAUUUUGCUCGGAUGUGGAUUACUAUCUAGUGAGGAUUCUGAGUCAUUUAUUUGGCUUUUCAAAGCCUGGUUGUCAUGUAUGCACGGACGUGCUCCAAAGGCAAUAAUCACUGACCAAUGUCGAUCAAUGGCCAUUGCUAUUAAAAAAGUAUUUCCAAACACCAAUCAUCGUUUUUGUCUUUGGCAUAUCAUGAAGAAACUCCCUACAAAGUUGGCUGCUUAG
Impatiens glandulifera is the source of this 1008-nucleotide messenger RNA. RefSeq names its product protein FAR1-RELATED SEQUENCE 5-like. Bases 1 to 1008 code for a protein of 335 amino acids. The record is from RefSeq and is a predicted model, not a curated record. NCBI's taxonomy places the organism in Eukaryota, Viridiplantae, Streptophyta, Magnoliopsida, Ericales, Balsaminaceae. The transcript has a single exon.